Messenger RNA from Mandrillus leucophaeus (drill), 3558 nucleotides. It is a transcript of the gene CARD10, whose product is annotated as caspase recruitment domain family, member 10. The coding region runs from base 50 to 2767 and encodes 905 amino acids. The record is from RefSeq and is a predicted model, not a curated record. The transcript is spliced from 17 exons. NCBI's taxonomy places the organism in Eukaryota, Metazoa, Chordata, Mammalia, Primates, Cercopithecidae.
UUCUGUCCUGGCAGAUGAGGAGGGGCCUGAGGGCCUGACCCAAUUCUUGAUGACAGAGGUGCGACGGCUGCGGGAAGCUCGCAAGAGCCAGCUGCAGCGGGAGCAGCAACUGCAGGCCCGGGGCCGGGUGCUUGAGGAGGAGCGGGCAGGGCUGGAGCAGCGGCUGCGGGACCAGCAGCAGGCUCAGGAGCGCUGUCAGCGGCUGCGGGAGGACUGGGAGGCGAGCAGCCUGGAGCUGCUGCGGCUCAAGGAUGAGAACUACAUGAUCGCCAUGCGCCUGGCACAGCUCAGUGAGGAGAAGAACUCGGCUGUACUUCGCAGCCGUGACCUGCAGCUGGCGGUGGAUCAGCUCAAGCUCAAGGUGAGUCGGCUGGAGGAAGAGUGUGCACUGCUGCGAAGGGCCAGAGGAUCGCCUCCUGGGGCAGAAGAGAAGGAGAAGGAGAAGGAGAAGGAGCCGGACAACAUGGACCUCGUCUCUGAGCUGCGUGCUGAGAACCAGCGGCUGAUGGCAUCGCUGCGGGAGCUGCAGGAGGGCCUGCAGCAGGAGGCAAGCCGGCCAGGGGCCCCAGGCUCCGAGCGCAUCCUGCUGGACAUCCUAGAGCAUGACUGGCGGGAAGCGCAGGACAGCAGGCAGGAGCUGUGCCAGAAGCUGCACGCCGUGCAGGGGGAGCUGCAGUGGGCCGAGGAGCUGCGCGACCAGUACCUGCAGGAGAUGGAAGACCUGCGGCUCAAGCACCGCACACUGCAGAAGGACUGUGACCUGUACAAGCACCGCAUGGCCACUGUCCUGGCCCAGCUGGAGGAGAUUGAGAAGGAGCGAGACCAGGCCAUCCAGAGCCGUGACCGGAUCCAGUUGCAGUACUCACAGAGCCUCAUCGAGAAGGACCAGUACCGCAAGCAGGUGCGGGGCCUGGAGGCAGAGCGGGAUGAGCUGCUGACGACACUCACCAGCCUGGAGGGCACCAAGGCUCUGCUGGAGGUGCAGCUGCAGCGGGCCCAGGGUGGCACCUGCCUCAAGGCCUGUGCCUCCUCCCAUUCCCUGUGCUCCAAUCUCAGCAGCACUUGGAGCCUGAGCGAGUUCCCCUCCCCUCUGGGAGGCCCAGAAGCACCUGGGGAGGCCGCUGUCAUGGGGGGACCUGAACCUCACAACUCGGAGGAAGCCACAGACAGUGAAAAGGAGAUCAACCGGCUCUCCAUCCUGCCUUUCCCCCCCAGUGCUGGCUCCAUCCUCCGCCGGCAGCGUGAGGAGGACCCCGCACCCCCGAAGAGAUCCUUCAGCAGCAUGUCAGACAUCACAGGGAGUGUGACACUUAAGCCCUGGUCCCCUGGCCUCUCUUCAUCCUCGUCCUCCGACAGCGUGUGGCCUUUGGGAAAGCCGGAAGGCCUCCUGGCUCGGGGCUGUGGCCUGGACCUCCUCAACAGGUCUCUGGCUAUUCGGGUGUCUGGCCGGAGCCCCCCAGGGGGCCCAGAGCCGCAGGACAAGGGACCAGAUGGACUGUUGUUUUAUGGGGACAGAUGGUCUGGGGCUGUGGUGCGCAGGGUGCUGUCUGGGCCUGGGUCCGCCAGGAUGGAACCAAGAGAGCAAAGGGUGGAAGCUGCUGGUCUGGAGGGGGCGUGCCUGGAAGCCGAGGCCCAGCAGAGAACCUUGCUCUGGAACCAGGGAUCCACCCUCCCCUCCCUGAUGGACUCGAAGGCCUGCCAGUCCUUCCACGAGGCCCUAGAAGCCUGGGCAAAGGGGCCAAGUGCUGAGCCCUUCUACAUUCGUGCCAACCUCACCCUGCCUGAGAGGGCAGAUCCCCAUGCCCUUUGUGUGAAAGCCCAAGAGAUCCUUCGGCUGAUGGACCCGGCUUACAAGCGGAGGCAGGAAUGGUUCUGCACCCGGGUUGACCCCCUCACUCUGCGGGACCUGGACCGGGGCACCGUACCCAAUUAUCAGAGAGCCCAGCAGCUCCUAGAAGUUCAGGAGAAAUGCCUGCCCUCCAGCCGGCACCGAGGCCCCCGCAGUAAUCUGAAGAAGAGAGCCCUGGACCAACUGCGGUUGGUGAGGCCGAAGCCCAUGGGGGCGCCCGCAGGGGACUCCCCGGAGCAGCUGCUGCUGGAGCCCUGUGCAGAGCCAGAGCGGAGCCUCAGACCCUACAGUUUGGUGCGGCCGCUGCUGGUGUCUGCCCUGCGGCCCGUGGUGCUGUUGCCUGAGUGCCUGGCGCCCCGGCUCAUCCGCAACUUGCUAGACCUGCCCAGCUCCAGGCUGGACUUCCAAGUGUGCCCAGCGGAGAGCCUCUCCGGGGAGGAACUGUGCCCAUCCUCAGCACCUGGAGCCCCCAAGGCUCAGCCUGCCACCCCUGGGCUGGGCAGCAGGAUCCGGGCCAUCCAGGAGUCUGUUGGGAAGGUGGGUGCUGAGGGCUGGUCUGGGGUGCUCAGAGAGGUGGCCCAGAGCGGGAGCUGCUGUUCUGGGCUUGAGCGCCGGCAUCUGAGUGCGGGCCAUGCUCUUGCUGCUCACUGGCAGGGUGGCCCUGGGCAAGUCCUUUCCCUCCUGGGUCUGCUGGGCCGGCCAGGCUGGCGGGACUCAGAGCUGCUGAGGCAGUGCCGUGGCUCGGAGCAGGUGCUCUGGGGGCUGCCCUGCUCCUGGGUGCAGGUGCCUGCCCAUGAGUGGGGCCACGCAGAGGAGCUGGCCAAGGUGGUGCGUGGCCGCAUCCUGCAGGAGCAGGCCCGCCUCGUGUGGGUGGAGCGCGGCAGCAGCAGAGGCUGCCCCGGCAGCAGUGAGGCCUGAGGUUCAUCUGAUACCUGCAGCUUCUUCCCAAUUCAGGGGGGACCCUGGUGUCUGCGGUGCAGCUGGGCCCUCCCACCCUGAGCCUUCCUAGACCCUUGGACUCUCAGACACACGGCCCUUGGCUCUGGCAUCUCACCCCCAAGACUGUCUCUGGCCCUGCCGAGCCUGCAGGAGCCCCGGGACAGAGCGCCCAUUCCCCUCUACUUGCUGCUCUGGGCCUCCCCACAUGUCCCGGGGUCUCCACAUUCCCACUAGUGGGUCUCACAUGUGUGUCUGUGUCUUCUCCUUAAACACUCACCCUGGAGUCUGUUCUCACACCUGUGCACAGGUUUGCACACUCAAGUUCUCACGGGCAGGCUCAGGUCUGUCCCGCUGCCCUGGGCACGAGAUCUCCCGAGGACCUGGGCCUGUUCUGCUCCCAGGAGCGCCGAGCCUGUUACCGCAUGACUCCUGCCAUCCAGCUCAGGUUCCUCAUGGAUUCAGCCAUGCAUGGACUGGGGGCUUCCCUGGCCCACGGUGCCCCUCGUGUCUCCUCACAUGGGUGUCUGUGGUUCUCUCCUGUGUAAAUGUCACGCCCCACCCCGUUUCAUGUGGGCCCUAACACGCGUGCGUUCCUGGUGGGCACACGCAGGACCGUGCCUCACAGGGCCCACUCCCUGCCUAUGCCUCCCUCUUGUGGGGCCGGGGAGGGCGGCUGCUCUGUCAUGAGAAUGUACGGCCCGUGGGUGAUUAACGGGCCUUUUUCACUCAGAAGCUGCACAUUAUGGAACAUUAAACACUUUUGUCAUAGA